GUUGAAGGGGCGGGAUCCAUGAUAGCCUGAGGUCGCCGAUCUCGGAGAGGAGGAAUCCAGCAUAAGUUGUCGGAUCCGCGCGGAGUUCUCGGAUCGGCGUUGAACCGUCCCGUGGCGGCGCCCCGGGCGCCGCACCUGGCGCGAUCCGCGCACCAGGGACGUGGGGUCCAGCGCCGACCCAAGAAUUCCGCGCGGCUCUCCAGAAGUUUACGCCUGUGCCGUGUCUUGCUUCUGUAACUGCGCGAGCCAGAGCCGCUCGCCUGCGUCGCUCGCAUGUUCGAGGUCUUCCUCCACACCAUUGGGCGCGAGCGACGGAGGAAGGCCGAGGCCGACGCGCGGCAACGGGGCCUGCCGGGCAUCCCGGCGGACCAGGAGGAGGACAUCAAGCGGUGCGAGGAGUGGAACCACGAGGCCGCUUCGGUGAUGCUGCUGCAAGUGCUGUUCGAGGAGCUCAAAGGGCCCCUGGAGCAGGCC
Prorocentrum cordatum is the source of this 474-nucleotide messenger RNA. Lineage: Eukaryota; Dinophyceae; Prorocentrales; Prorocentraceae. The record is from the annotation of a GenBank genome assembly.